Syngnathoides biaculeatus (alligator pipefish) is the source of this 2848-nucleotide messenger RNA. RefSeq names its product purinergic receptor P2X, ligand-gated ion channel, 2 (gene p2rx2). The record is from RefSeq and is a predicted model, not a curated record. Gene Ontology annotation, molecular function: extracellularly ATP-gated monoatomic cation channel activity; ATP binding; purinergic nucleotide receptor activity. Gene Ontology annotation, cellular component: plasma membrane; nuclear inner membrane. NCBI's taxonomy places the organism in Eukaryota, Metazoa, Chordata, Actinopteri, Syngnathiformes, Syngnathidae. Bases 668 to 1888 code for a protein of 406 amino acids. Gene Ontology annotation, biological process: monoatomic cation transmembrane transport; response to ATP. The transcript is spliced from 13 exons.
UGUUGCGACUGGCCAGAAGGAAAAUAAAGUGAGGUCACCCAUUUUGACAGUUUCACACUAUCAUGAAAUAUGAACACUACAUUCUGAGAUCCGGGGGUUGUGUGUGAGCAAUCGCGUUUGAGAAUAUUUUUGUUCAGAUGAAAGUAAGAGGACGGGCGGCACGGUGCAUCAGCUGGAAAGUGUUGGCCUCACAGUUCUGAGGUCCCAGGUUCGGGCUCAAUCCCGGACCCGCCUGCGUGGAGUUUGCACGUCCUCCCCGUGCCUGCGUGGGUUUUCUCCGGGCGCCCGGGUUUCCUCCCACAUCCCCAAAAUUGUGCAACAUUAAUUGGACGCUCUAAAUUGCCCAUAGAUGUGAUCAUGACUGCGGCUGUUUGUCUCUAUGUGCCCUGCGAUCAGCUGGCGACCAGUUCAGGGUGUACCCCGCAUCCUGCCCGUUGACAGCAGGGAUAGGCUCAAGCACUCCCGCGACCCUCGUGAGGAUGAGUGGGCACGUACGUACAGUAAUGCAUGAGGGAGAUGCGCACUGGAGACGGGCGGAGACUCGGAGAACAAAGAGAAACGUUGAUGAAAUUUCAACCUGUUUUAGAGUGAGACAGAAUUCCUGGGAACUUCAAGGACCCCGAAACGAGACAGGAUAUCAUAGAGUACUGGAGUAUAUAAGUUCACCAUGGGCCUCGCUGCAUGUUUAAAAGACUAUUUUCUGGGUUUCUGGGACUAUGAAACCCCCAAAAUCAUGGUGGUGAAAAACAUAACUCUUGGAGUUAUAUACAGAGGAGUUCAGUUUAUCGUCAUCACCUACUUCAUCUGGUACGUCUUCAUAAGUCAGAAAGCGUACCAAGAAAGUGAAACGCGUCCCGAGAGCUCCGUUUACACCCGUAUGAGAGGCUCAGCAAUCCGUGGGGAUCAAAUCUUGGACACCGUGGAAUACGUUCGACCCUCAGAGGGCGGGGAUGUCAUUAAUACAAUCUUGAGGCGAGAAGUCACAUACGACCAGAAGCAGGGAACCUGUGCUGAGUAUUUCGGCGUCGCAAAUGCCAACUGCACGAGGGACUCGGACUGUGUCCAAGGAGAGGAUGACUUCACCAGCCACGGCAGGAGGACCGGAAGGUGUGUUCGUUACUACAACCACACCUUCAAAACCUGUGAGAUCCGAACCUGGUGUCCUGUUGAGGAGUAUGCGGUCCAGAGAGAGCCGGCGGUGGUGGAAGCCAUCAAUUUCACAGUCUUCAUCAGGAACUUCAUUCGUUUCCCAAAGUUUGGAGCGGUGAGGGCUAAUAUCAAGCACGCGUCAAACAGGCGCAACAUGCACAAAUACCUGAACAAAUGUCAAUACGACGAGGAGAAGGAGCCCUACUGUCCAAACUUCCGACUGGGUUACAUUGCGCACCGAGCCCGGGAGAACUUCAGCGAGCUGUGCAGGACGGGAGGAGUGAUUGGUGUUUUUAUUAACUGGAACUGUGACCUGGACCUGGACCCUUCGCGCUGUAAACCCGAAUACUCCUUUCGCCGUCUUGACCUCCGAAAGGAUCAAGCCGACUCGGGUUACUACUGCAGAUUUGCCAAGUACUACCAAAAGGACGGGAUAGAGUCUCGGACACUUAUCAAGGCCUACGGCAUUCGUUUGGAUGUGAUCGUUCACGGACAAGCAGGUAAAUUUAGCCCCAUCCCAACAAUCAUCAGCACAGUGACCGCGCUGACCUCCGUCGGAAUUUGCACGAUUAUCUGUGACUGGAUCAUGCUGACGUUUAUUGACAAGGAUGACCUCUACAGCGAAAGCAAGUUUGAUGAAGUUAUCGAGGAAACCGACGAUUCCAUUCCUCCACAACUCCUUUACAUCACUAACUUCAGCUCCUACCAGUCAGACUUGUCGGACGGUGUGCCGCUGUGACGUCAUCGUCUCCGUCUUCCCCAGCGUGCGGACCGACAUCCUCUCCGUCCGGCGGCGGCAGCCACGUAACGUUCUCUCAGGGCCCCCCCCACCUAAUAACUGAGCUGCAGUUAUGGAGUAUUAUAGUAUACAUCACAGGUGUCAAACCCAAGGCCCGAGGGCCAGAUCCGGCCCGGCCCAAAGGCAAAUCAUAUGUAUCAACUUUCAUGGUUUUUAAAAAAAAAAUCUGUACCAAAAUUUUAAAUCUUCACAUCAUAAGUGAUAUAGUUGAGAUAUUACAAGCAUUUUUUGUGUUACCACGCAACAACAGUCGUUACUCUGGAUUUCUGAUUCCAAAACGAGUUCAUAAAUUUCGUGUGUAAAUUUGAUGAGGCGGGUAAAGAUUUUUAUGGCCUCACAGUCAUAACAGCCCUCCAAAUGGAACCAUAAGUAAAUUGUGGCCCGCGACAAAAAUUUGUUAUACAAUACAGGAGGCGUGCUUGCACAAUUCUGCAAUUUCAGAAGCUAACAAUUCCCCCCAAAAUAAUAAAUACAGGAAUAUAUAUAAUGAGUCUAUAAUGAAUCUUAAUUUUUUAAAGAAUUGUAAUGCGCAAUUAUCUUUGUCAAGGCCACAUUUUUGACAGAGCUUUUGUAUUUGAGCCUCUCAGAUGCAGGUGUCUUUACAUCAAUAAAUGCCCUUAUUGAUUUACAUCAAACAUUAAUAUGCAGAAACAGAUAUGCGCCUGUCCAAACAAACACGGCACUGUUCGUGCAACACUUUUUGAGCAAAAAACAAGUUUGUAUCAGAGCCUGAUGCGUAAUGCGAGCACCCAGCCGGAAAAGACAAGCAACGAGCAGUAAUCCAAUAAAUCAGGUCACUUCCCACAAAAUGGCUCCCUAACGAGAUCCUGCAGUUCUCUGAACCCAUCAGGACGUUGCAGAAGACUACACUUGGCCGAUGAAGAAUCCCAAAGAGUUAUC